AUGGCUCUCAAAAUCAAUUUCAACAAUUUUGGGUUCAUCGUCGGGCUAUUGGGCCUGAUCGCUCUAUUACCUCCUCUCGUUGCCGUCGUGAUGUAUGUAUUACCCUCUCGUCGUCAGCGGGACCUCGAUGACGUGCUGUGCAACACCGAGUCACUGUGGCGUACAACUCGGGAGGAGGGAUUGUUUCAAGGCUCACCAUUUGUCGAAAUGACAGAACACAAGCUUGCGCAUUUUCGCACGCGAGCGACUGAUCUGCGCAUGGACACUUAUCGCGCCACGAAUAUUUUCCAGGACAUGCGGGGAAUUCUCACUGGAUUGUCGCUAGAUAUCGCUUUAUUAUGCAGGCGGGUGAAGAACCUUCGCGCCACAAUUUCGACAACGACAACGGAGGAGCGUAAGAAAUUGCAGAACGAACAUCUCUAUACGCUAUCUGCCGAAGUGUAUAGCUCGGAAACGAAUUCGCCUCUCCGCGCGCUCGCCGCAGGCACGUAUCCGUCAACCAAUGUCGCUCCAAAUUCUCAACUAUUCGUCACAGAGAGAGCUGCUCCUUCUUCCACAUCCUGUAGCGCAGAUCUCACACCGCGUUCAGGAUUAGCACGUGGAGCACCCACUGACAUCGAAUCUUCACCUUCUCUGGACGAGAAUACAUCUAUUGAAUCAUCUUCCGAAUGUUCCACGUUGCCAGGCUCGAGGAAUAGCAAUGUGGAUUUAGGACGCCGUUGUUCCGCUGAAGUGGAUGCAGAAGAAAUACAAGCUCAGACCCUGGAAACGGAUUACGGUCUCAUACCUCAGCAGCUUUGCAUCCCUCCAAAUUCAAGGGAUGGCACUAUUCACAUAAAACCCGCGUUCCUGAUUGGAACCCAAGCCGCAAUAUACCUCGCUCCCUCCGCCGCAUCAUCCCAGCCCUCUACAAGAUCCUUCGUCGUAUUCAGCAUGAUCUGA
Sparassis crispa is the source of this 942-nucleotide messenger RNA. RefSeq lists its product as hypothetical. The transcript is spliced from 4 exons. The coding region runs from base 1 to 942 and encodes 313 amino acids. The record is from RefSeq and is a predicted model, not a curated record. Lineage: Eukaryota; Fungi; Basidiomycota; Agaricomycetes; Polyporales; Sparassidaceae.